AAAGUGCGUUUCCGGUCAGAGCGCAAGGCACAAAGAGGAGCGGCUGAGCAGCGUCGUUUAUUGGAAUCGUAAUAAUUUGUCAGGCUUUGAUCGCGCCGCGGCUAUUUAACAUUACGUUUAGAGAAGGAGUUUGGAGGCAUUGGUCAUGGCAACGGAGAUGGAAGCCGAGUUCUUAGAGAUCGACGAGAGUGGGAAUUGGAACUCCGUUUACCAGGCAAUACGUCAGCAGUCUGUAGAUAUGCCCUGUAAAUAUGCAAAGCUUCAGGAAAACAAAAACAGGAAUCGCUACAGAGACGUGAGCCCUUUUGACCACAGCCGAAUUCGUUUACAGCUGGGUGAUAAUGAUUACAUUAAUGCCAGCUUGAUCUCCAUGGAGGAAGCUCAGCGCAACUACAUCCUCACACAGGGUCCACUGCCCAACACUUGUGGACAUUUUUGGGAAAUGGUGUGGGAACAGCGUACCCAUGGUGUGGUCAUGUUGAACAGAGUCAUAGAGAAAGGUUCUAUGAAAUGUGCUCAGUACUGGCCCCAAGAAAUUGAAAAAGAGAUGGUGUUUGAAGAUGUAAAUUUACAGCUGACAUUUAUUUCAGAGGAUGUUAAAUCCUAUUAUACAGUACGGCAUUUGGAGCUAAAGAACUUAACAACACAGGAAAGUAGAGUUAUACUACAUUUCCAUUACACAACAUGGCCCGAUUUUGGAGUUCCUGAAUCCCCUGCAUCUUUCCUCAAUUUCUUGUUCAAGGUUCGGGAGUCAGGAUGCCUAAAUUCUGACCAAGGACCUGUGGUUGUGCACUGUAGUGCAGGAAUCGGCCGGUCUGGGACAUUCUGUCUUGCAGAUACCUGUCUCCUGCUGAUGUCUCUUAGAAAAGAUCCUUCAUCGGUUCGAAUUAGAGAUGUUUUGUUAGAGAUGCGAAAAUAUCGUAUGGGAUUAAUUCAGACAGCAGACCAGCUCAGAUUUUCCUACCUGGCAGUUAUUGAAGGAGCCAAGUGCAUCUUGGGUGACUCAUCUGUGCAGCAAUCUUGGAAGGAGCUGUCUAAUGAGGAAGACACUCCGCCAGAGUUCACUCCCCCACCACCACUUCCUCCUCCUCGCCCUCCAAAACGUCCUGGGGUUGAUGCACCAAAUGGUAGAACAUGUGAUCCUACUGUCUUUUUCCCCCCUUCACCAAUAGUAGCAAAAUCAUUACAAACAGAGGCCACAGACAUAAUAAUGGAACAGAAGAUACCUGCAAUAAAUGUCUACAGUGAAAACCCAGAACUGAGGAGGAGAGCAGAGAAAGAUCCUGUGAUCCCGUCUGAAAUAGUUGAUGGACAAAAAAUUCUCUCUGAGAACAGAAGUAAAGAAGAGGCAGAAGAUGGCAACUCCGUGGCCGCUUCGAAGAGGCUGUUAGCUAACGUGUGUCUUUACACUGCACUUGCACUCGGUGCUUACGUCUGUUACCGAGCCUUUUUCCAUUGACAUCGCAGAACAAAUGGCUACCAAAAUAUUUCAUAACUUGAUAAGAUGUUCUCACUAGCACCUUUUGGUGGGACCUCAACUCCGCAGGGCCAAUAACAGAACUUUUUAAUUUUCUAGAAUGCAAACCAGGUUUUAUACUGUAAUAGUCCACAGGAUUGUUUAACAUAAUCUCAGGGCUUUAAUUAUCAGGAGUUGCACCAAAAUUAAAUAAACAAAAGUUCUCCAUGAUUUUUUUUUUUUUUAUUUUAUUUUUAUUUUUCAGUGCUUUAUGUAACGGAAUCUAUGUAUAUAUGUGUGUGUAUCACAAUUGUAUGCUUUUUUGUUUUGUGUAUAUACAUAUUUGAUAUAUAUAGUGUUUAUGUGAGUGUGUGUCAAUACAGCCAUGGUAAACAUC
This is a messenger RNA of Erpetoichthys calabaricus (reedfish), 1853 nucleotides long. RefSeq names its product protein tyrosine phosphatase non-receptor type 1 (gene ptpn1). NCBI's taxonomy places the organism in Eukaryota, Metazoa, Chordata, Cladistia, Polypteriformes, Polypteridae. Gene Ontology annotation, molecular function: protein tyrosine phosphatase activity. The coding region runs from base 146 to 1459 and encodes 437 amino acids. The transcript is spliced from 9 exons. Gene Ontology annotation, biological process: protein dephosphorylation. The record is from RefSeq and is a predicted model, not a curated record.